Molecule: messenger RNA, 705 nt
Organism: Spinacia oleracea (spinach)
Lineage: Eukaryota; Viridiplantae; Streptophyta; Magnoliopsida; Caryophyllales; Amaranthaceae
Product: serpin-ZX-like
Molecular function (GO): serine-type endopeptidase inhibitor activity
Source: RefSeq, a predicted model, not a curated record
AUGAAUUCAUGGGUUGAGAAGAAGACUAAUGGAAUUAUUAAAGAGUUGUUGUCCCCUAUUCCCUCCGUCCGUAGCUUAACUAAACUUAUCUGUGCAAAUGCAAUUUACUUCAAAGGAGCAUGGCAUGAGGAGUUUGAUGCAUCAAGAACAAAGGAAUACAACUUCUAUCUUUUAAAUGAUACGAGUAGCUCGGUUAAGGUACCUUUUAUGACUAGCUACAAGAAGCAAUACAUCAAUGCUUGUAACGAUUUCAACGUCCUUCGUCUAGCUUAUAAACAAGGAGAAGACACGCGCCAAUUUUCCAUGUUUUUCUUUCUUCCUAAUGGAAAAAAUGGGCUUUCAAAGUUGGUAAAGAAAAUAUGUUCUAGACCUGGUUUUCUAGAUAAACACCUUAUAUUCCCAACUCCGAAAAGUAAAAGUGGGUGAUUUUGGAUACCUAAGUUCAAGAUUUCAAAUAAGUUUGAAGUUUCCAAAAUUUUAAAGGACUUGGGAGUUAAACUUCCCUUUAUGAAGGACAUUUCAAACAUUUUACAUAAAUCCUUUGUUGAAAUCAACGAGGAAGGUACGGAAGCUGCUGCUGUUACUGUUGCUAAAAAAAGUUAAGACUUUGUGGCGGAUCAUCCAUUCAUGUUCCUUUUAAGAGAAGAUGUAAGCGGAGUUGUGCUAUUUAUGGGGCAUGUUAUGAAUCCUCUUAUUGGGAGUUAA